This is a messenger RNA of Mercurialis annua (annual mercury), 1356 nucleotides long. RefSeq lists its product as uncharacterized. Gene Ontology annotation, biological process: aspartate family amino acid biosynthetic process. Lineage: Eukaryota; Viridiplantae; Streptophyta; Magnoliopsida; Malpighiales; Euphorbiaceae. Bases 25 to 1134 code for a protein of 369 amino acids. The record is from RefSeq and is a predicted model, not a curated record. The transcript is spliced from 12 exons. Gene Ontology annotation, molecular function: homoserine dehydrogenase activity; aspartate kinase activity.
UUUUGUAUAGCUCUAACAAUUAUUAUGCCCAGAACCGCAAACCAAAGGCUGCACAGUGAAUACAUGAGAAGUAGAAUGAAGACUAUAGCGCUGGUAGUUAUGGGGUGCGGAGGGGUUGGCCGUCAACUCAUCCACCACAUUCUUUCUUGCCGAUCUCUUCACGCCGACCAGGGAGUUCACUUGCGUGUGGUGGGAGUAUGUGACAGUGAAUGUUUAGUUGUUGCCUCAGACGUACUCACCAGGGAAUUAAAUGAUCAAUUCUUAUCCAGAGUUUGCCACCUCAAGUCAAAUGGCUCUUCUCUUUCUACACUUGCUGAUUCUGAUGAAUGUCUAGUAUAUUCAAAUCCAGAGUCAACAAGAAAAGCUAUAGAUGUUGCUGCUCUUCUCGGCAAAUCAACAGGUUUGGCUUUUAUAGAUUGCUCUGCAAGUGCUCAUACAAUUCAUGUGCUUAAUCGAGUUGUCGAGUUAGGAUGUUGCUGCGUCCUCGCAAAUAAGAAGCCUCUUACUUCUGCACUAGAAGACUAUGACAAAUUGUUCUCCUAUCCUCGCCGGAUUAGGCACGAGUCAACAGUCGGUGCUGGCCUUCCUGUUAUAGCAUCCUUAAAUCGCAUACUUUCAUCAGGAGAUCCUGUUCGCCAAAUAAUUGGAAGUUUGAGUGGUACACUGGGAUAUGUAAUGAGUGAGGUUGAAGAUGGAAAGCCUCUGAGUGAAGUUGUUAAGUCUGCUAAAAGUCUGGGCUUCACUGAACCAGAUCCUCGCGAUGACCUUAGCGGGAUGGAUGUUGCAAGGAAGGCUUUGAUUCUUGCUCGACUUCUUGGAAGACGAAUAAACUUGGAUAGCAUUAAAAUUGAGAGCUUAUAUCCUGAUGAAAUGAGACCUGAUGUUAUGUCUGUUGAAGAGUUUUUGAGCAGUGGUGUUGUAUUACUUGAUGAUGGCAUCCAAGAAAGAGUUAGAAAGGCAUCAUUGAAGGGGCACGUUCUCCGCUAUGUUUGCAUGAUUGAAGGCUCAAGAUGUGAGGUUGGCAUACAAGAACUGCCUAAGAAUUCCGCUUUGGGGAGGCUGAGAGGAAGUGACAAUGUGUGUUACUGCAGUUGGAGAUAUACAGCCGGUGCUAUAGCGAACAACCAUUGGUGAUUCAAGGUGCUGGAGCUGGCAAUGAUACCACAGCAGCUGGCGUGCUUGCUGAUAUUCUGGAUAUUCAAGACGUAUUCCCCUGAAGUAAGUGAGUUAUUCGUUUCUAAGCUCUACUAGAGAUAACAAGCAGCAUAGAGGAGAUUCAAUUUCUAAGAUAUGUUUUAAUGAAGAAAAAGCAAUGCAGUUGCCACAGUUUUUUUUGCUAAUGCAUGCAUUUGGUAA